AUGGCUAAAAAGACACAAACUAAAGGGAAAGUGGUAAAGAAGACCCCAACAAAAGCCAACACAAAACCAAAAGGUUCUAUUGUUAAAGCUUCAAAUGUUGAAGAUGUUGUUCCUACAUUAGCUGAAGAAGCAAAAGCUGCUGCUAAAAACUCUAAAAAUGUUAGUAAAACUGAUGAUUUAGUUGAUGAAUCCAAAAUUGAAAAAGCUUUGAAUGAAUUAAAUAAAUUUGUUUCAAAAUCAAAUGAAGAAUCUGAAUCUAAAGAUGGUAAAACUCAAUUAUUUGAUGAUGAAUUAUCUGAUAAUUUACAAUUAAUCUUCACUAAAAAGGAUUUAUUCUCUACAAAGAAAAACUUUAAACCAAAAUUAAUUAAAGUUGAUAAUAAACCAAAAUCUGAAGAAGAACCAAAAGUUAUCUUAUUCAUUAGAGAUGGUAUAGUUGAUUCUAAAAUUUUAGAUCAAAUUGAAUCAUCUGAAUUAAAUAAUAUUUUAACUAAAAUCAUUGCAGGUUCAGAAUUGAAAACAACUUAUAAACAAUAUGAAAAAAGAAGAGAAUUAUUUUCAAAUAAUGAUAUUUUCUUAGCUGACGAUUCUUUAAUUACUUCAUUACCAAAAUUAUUAGGUAAAACUUUUUAUGAAUCAAAUAAAAUUCCAAUUCCAAUUAAAAUUUCAAAAGAUAAUUUUUCAAUCAAGGCAACUUUUAAUCAUAUUCAAAAAGUUUUAAAUUCAAUUGUAUAUCAUAUUCCAAGAAGUAAUAAUUUAUCAAUAAAUCUUGGUUCUAUUGAAUCAAUUAAUAAAUCAUUGAUUUCUCAAGUUAUUCAACAUUUUAAAGAUGAAGAAUUAAGAUCUAUUUUCAUUAAAACAAAUCAAUCACCUGCAUUACCAUUAUAUGAAGUUUCAGAAGUUUAUACUGAAGAAGAUUUAGAACAAAAUCAAAAAUCAAAUGAUAAAGUUAUUAAAUCAAAUAAUGAAGCUAUUGAAGGAUUACCAGAAAAUAUUAAAUUAAGUGAAUUUGAAAAAGGUUUACUUGAAUUAGCAAAUCCAAAAGAAGUUCCACAAAUCUUUGCAUCAAAAAUUAAAAAAAGUUCAAAACAAUUGAAAAAAGAAAAUAAAAAUAAAAUUAGUAAACCAAUUGUUAAUACUAAAAAAUCAACAAAAACUAAAAAAAGUGUUAAAGCUUAA
Messenger RNA from Hansenula ciferrii, 1179 nucleotides. RefSeq names its product Cic1p (gene CIC1). Bases 1 to 1179 code for a protein of 392 amino acids. Lineage: Eukaryota; Fungi; Ascomycota; Saccharomycetes; Phaffomycetales; Wickerhamomycetaceae. The transcript has a single exon. The record is from RefSeq and is a predicted model, not a curated record.